Messenger RNA from Rhodamnia argentea, 2757 nucleotides. Its product is annotated as class V chitinase-like. The transcript is spliced from 7 exons. The record is from RefSeq and is a predicted model, not a curated record. Gene Ontology annotation, molecular function: protein kinase activity; chitin binding; chitinase activity. The coding region runs from base 201 to 2507 and encodes 768 amino acids. Gene Ontology annotation, biological process: protein phosphorylation; carbohydrate metabolic process; chitin catabolic process. NCBI's taxonomy places the organism in Eukaryota, Viridiplantae, Streptophyta, Magnoliopsida, Myrtales, Myrtaceae. Gene Ontology annotation, cellular component: extracellular region.
CCAGAAUCCGCGGAAAGCGAUCCUCGAACAACAGUUGGGGAACCAACCGUCGGACACUGAUUGGCUGAAGAAGCGACGGCUCUCGAGUUCUCGUUACCUACGCAAACGCGAUCCGAGGCCCCAGCAAAGCGGCCUUCCUCCUCCUCCCGUAAUCUCAAACCGCCACUUCUGCUUCCACAUUCGCCUCCGAGCUGUCCCUCAUGGCGGGCGAAGGCAAAAUCGCCUAUUGCUUCAUCUUUCUCCUCUGUCUCCGCCCAUCUUCGGAGGAACAAACGUGGGUCAAGUCCGGUUACUUCUACGCCGGCAGCGAAAUCCCGGUCUCCGACAUCGGUUCCUCGUUGUUCUCUCACCUCAUAUGCGCUUUUGUUUACAUCGACUCUUCGACCCAUCAGCUCUCCAUCAACUCCUCCACUGAACGAAUCUUCUCCACCUUCACGAGCACCGUUAGACGCAAGAACCCUUCGAUUAUCACGCUGCUAUCAGUGUGGGCAGGCCGAGAGGAUCCUUCGGCUUUCGCUUCGAUGCUCGGCGAGUCUUCUUCAAGAAGGUCCUUUGUUGAGUCUACGAUAGAAAAGGCAAGGCUUAAUGGGUUCAGUGGGGUUGAUCUCUAUGGGUUCUUGCCCAGUAGGAGCAUUAACAUGACCAAUUUGAGUGCCCUUUUGCGGGAGUGGAGAGAUAGAGUGGAUGCCGAAUCAAGAGAAUCUGGGAAACCUCAGUUACUGCUAGUAAUGGCCGUGUAUUGUGAAUCCAUUGCUGACUCUGUGAGUUACCCACUUGACUCAAUUCGGAGAUAUUUGGACUGGGUUCACCUUGUUGCUUAUGAUUACCAUCUCCCCACCAGGGAAAAAUUUGCCCUCCCUCAUGCACCUUUAUUUGACCCAGCAAACCGGAACAACACAGACUUCUGCAUAACUUGGUUGUCGACUAGAGGAUUUCCUGCAAGAAAGCUGGUUCUGGGCUUGCCCUACCAUGGCUAUGCAUGGCGGCUCGAGGAUUUGAGCGCUGAUGCCAUCGGCCAUCCGGCAGUGGGGCCUGCAGUGACGGCCGAUGGGUCAUUUGGAUAUAAGGCCAUACGAUCAUUCAUCCGAGAUUUCGGUUAUGGAGCCAUUUCUGUUUAUAAUGGCACGUUUGUGGUGAAUUUUUUCAGAAAGGGGUUGGUAUGGAUCAAUUUCGAUGACGUGGAGUCCAUCCGAGCCAAAGUAACUUAUGCCAAGGCAAAGGGGCUUCUUGGUUACAAUGUGUUUCAGGUUGGCAAUGAUGAGAACUGGGUUCUUUCCAGGACAGCUCAGGAGGCCAUUGAAGAUCAGCAACACAGGCGAUGGUUCUGGCUAGUUAUGCUUAUUUCGAUUGCCAUAGUCGUUUUCUUCAUAUUUGGCCUGAUAUGCUACUUACAGAGGAGAACAUUGAAAUCAGAAGGUAUUUUGGGCGUAAUAAAAGGAUUUAGUAGCCGAUUUAAGACUAUGGCGCAUAAAGUUGAAAGUCCUGAGAGCGGUGCUCCUAAUCUGCAAGCAUUUCAUUAUGCCACACUCAGGGCAGCAACUGAUAACUUCUCAAGUGAAAAUAAACUUGGAGAGGGUGGAUUUGGACCUGUUUACAAGGGCAAGUUGCCCAAAGGACAGGACAUUGCUGUAAAGAGACUUUCGAAAACUUCGGACCAAGGGCUCGAGGAGUUCAAGAAUGAAGUUGUGCUCACUGCCAGCCUGCAACAUGUCAACCUUGUUCACCUUCUCGGAUUUUGUACCGAUAUGGAAGAAAAGAUGCUGAUCUAUGAAUACAUGCCGCAUAGGAGCUUGGACUUCUACCUUUUCGAUCCGACAAGGAAGUAUUUGCUGGAUUGGGAAAAACGUGUUCAUAUCAUAGAAGGCAUCACACAGGGGCUUCUUUAUCUCCAAGAAUACUCAAAUUUCACAAUAAUACAUCGAGACUUGAAAGCCAGCAACGUUCUGCUGGAUAAAGAGAUGAAUCCCAAGAUAUCAGAUUUUGGUAUGGCGAGAAUAUUCAGGAAGGGUGACCUUGAGGCAAAUACCGGCCGAAUUGUUGGGACUUACGGGUAUGUUCCACCAGAAUAUGUGAGGAAAGGCAUAUACUCAAUGAAAUAUGAUGUCUACAGCUUCGGUGUACUGCUGUUGCAAAUUAUCAGUGGUAAAAGGACCAGAUGUUACUAUGGCCCGAAUGAAAAUCUCAAUCUUCUUGAAUUUGCAUACGAGCAGUGGAAAGAGGGUAAAUGCAUGGAGUUCAUUGACCCAUCUCUGGAUGACUCGACAUCAUCUUGUAAGCUCGCGAGAUGCAUGCAAGUGGCUCUUCUAUGCGUGCAAGAGAAGGCCGGGGACAGACCCUCCAUGUUGGAAGUGUCUUCCAUGCUCAAGAAUGAAGCUUCAGCUGUAAAUUCCCCCAAGAAGCCUGCAUUUUCGAUUAACAAGGAGGAAGACGAGGACGACAAGGGCUUGCCCAAGGAAGCAAUUCAUUCAGCCAAUGAUGCAUCGAUUUCUGAAUUAUGUCCUCGCUGAUCAUACAUUGCAGGUAUCCAAUGCUGCGGAUACCAGCACCAAAGAGCGAAUCUUCUGUUGAUUAUUUGGUUGCCUAAUACUUCGUUUGGUCCCAACUAACUGUCAAUAUUUCUCGACGUCUGUGUAAUUUUUUAUCCUCUAAGAGGCAGUUCAACUGUUCGUUCUUUCGUCUUGUAACAUAUGGAGUUAUGAAUAAUCCUCCAGUAAACACCCUGCGGUGUCUUAAAGCUGCAAUUGUCGCUCUGUUCUU